CUCCCUUUUACCUAAUUCCGUACAUUUACACUAAAACAAGAGUCACACGUAGCCAAAUCGAUUCCACGUCUCCUCGACAGGGUGCCAACCUGAUCGCAAGCAUGGUGUCGUCCUUGCAAGCCCCGAAUGCCAGCAACCGAUUGCCAUCGUCUUCACCCACGGGCUCGCGACCUGCUGGCCAAUCCAUGGCGCUCAUCUCGGCGUACCUGCUGAAGCAGAGCGCUGGCAAGUGGAAGCGCAAACGCUGGAACCAACGCUGGUUCGUCCUAGACCGGGACAGUGGACUUCUGCGCUACUUCCGCCAUGCAUCACCCCUGGAGGCUGUGCCGUUGAGACAGGACGCCCACGGAGUGGUGUCGCUCAAGCAGGGGGGCGUGUCGCUCGUAGUGCAGGGAGAUCUCCCCUCUGGAGUGCCGACACCCUUCUGCUUCACAGUUUUGGUGGACGGUCAGCGCGAAUUGAGGCUUUGUGCAGACACAAACGCGGAGUUUCGACAAUGGACAACGAGCAUUUCGGCUAUUAUCAGCCCAGUGAGAGCAGGGCUGAGAGUGUCGGAGGCUAAGGUGGUGCCGACGACACCGGCGAGUCCAGUGCCGAGGACGUCGUCGGAUGCGGAAGUGCCGUCACCGGUGGAAUCUCCGGUAACGGAGACGAAGGAGAAGAAAGUGGAGACUGUUGAUAAGAGCAGGGAGAUGGAACCGAGAGAAAUGGUAGAACAGAUGUGCAGCUUGGUCACCAGCAACAGAACCGUGUUGUUCGCUUUAAAUCCUGUUAUUGUCCUCGUGCGAUUUGGGAACGUUUCUGUAUGGUUAUUGAUUGCGCUGUUGGCCAACGCGUUCUGCAUGUGGCUGCUCUGGUUUCGUACGACCGAAGGAACCGUUAACCAGACAUCUUCGCCUGCUACAGCUUGUCGCUCAGCUUCAAUGAAAAACGGCAGCUUAUCCCCCUCAGUGUCGACUGGAUCCGCGAAUGACGCGGAAAUGCCUCGAGACAAGCCCAGCACCAAACUCAAAACCCAAUCGCGCGAUCGAACGCUUAGUAGCUCGGUUGAUGAAAAACCCAAACGUGCUGCAUUUUUGGGUCAAAUCAAUGGGGUGAAAAUUUCAGCUGGUGCCUCGUUGAAACUGUGUGCACCUGCUGCAUCGGAGACCGUCAGUGGGAGCUGGGCACACGUCGACGCGACUCGUUUUAACGUCCGCCAAGGACCAAACUAUCGCAAGACGAAGCUCAAAGCUGCCUCAGCUCCAGCCUUGUUGGAACUUGUCGCUGUAGAUGUCUACCGGUCGGAUGUUAAAGCAGACAACAUCGGCAGCAUCGUCGACUUGAGCGAUUUGAGGCCUCAAACAGGAAAACUGGAUCUGAUCAUCGUGAACUGCCAAGUUCCUUCCUACCAACCCUCCAAUCCGCUCUGGGGCGAGAAACAAGGAGAUGGCCCAGGCUUCAACUUCGUCACGUAUUUUUCUAUUCCUCCAGCUAUUCGAGAAAUGCUCGAUGCACCAGGUGAACCAUCGCUACAAGCAGUUCGGCUUCUCAAAGAUUUUAUGCAACCCCAAAGCUGGGCGAGCGAGCGGUUCAAAGCAAUUGGCAUCGUAGUGAACCCUCAGGAGCAGAACUUGGGGCGAGCUGAGCGACGUUUACUCGAGACUUACAACGGCCAGCCUAUUCUGACGCGGCCGCAACAUCGGUUUUAUCGAGGAGACGGCUACUUUGAGGUUGAUGUGAAUGCCCACGACUUCAACUACAUCGCGCGCAAAGGACUUGUCGGAGUCUCUACUCAUGCGUGCAACAUGAUCCUAGACUUUGGUUUCGUGCUCGAAGGCCAAGAAGACAACGAGCUGCCAGAGCAAAUACUAGGAUGUGUCCGACUCUGCAAGGUCGACGUACGCGAAGCACCUUGGCUCUCCUAAACAAGAAAUUCAGCAGCCACCAAUACGUAUAAAUACCGGAUAGACGCUUAUUGUUUUUUACUGCGUCGAUAUCUUCAUUCGUAAAUGGUUAUUUACCGCGGUAAUUCGGAGUAUAGAUGUUGAUGAAGUCACAAUAAGC
Molecule: messenger RNA, 2046 nt
Organism: Phytophthora nicotianae INRA-310
Lineage: Eukaryota; Oomycota; Peronosporomycetes; Peronosporales; Peronosporaceae
Exons: 8
Coding region: 102-1907 (601 amino acids)
Source: RefSeq, a predicted model, not a curated record